Molecule: messenger RNA, 2748 nt
Organism: Mollisia scopiformis
Lineage: Eukaryota; Fungi; Ascomycota; Leotiomycetes; Helotiales; Mollisiaceae
Product: DNA repair helicase
Exons: 10
Coding region: 207-2594 (795 amino acids)
Biological process (GO): nucleotide-excision repair; positive regulation of mitotic recombination; transcription by RNA polymerase II
Cellular component (GO): nucleus
Molecular function (GO): damaged DNA binding; DNA helicase activity; hydrolase activity, acting on acid anhydrides, in phosphorus-containing anhydrides
Source: RefSeq, a predicted model, not a curated record
CUCAUUCGAAACGCGAGUAGACACGCUGCCCUCAAAUUUGUGACUCGAACCUUUGCGUCUUCCCGCUGCUUAGACGGUAGUUGCAGCCUUGCGCUUCUCGCCUCUCGCCAGGCAGCUCGCAGAUAAAGCGAACUCGAUCCUCGAAAGAACCACAACUUUUUCGAAACGGUCGAUACCGCACGAAAAGUGCGCAACGGUCAUUCAAGAUGAAGUUCAACAUCGAUGAUUUACCAGUGCUGUUUCCGUAUCCUAGGAUUUAUCCUGAACAAUAUGCCUACAUGUGCGAUCUCAAAAAGACGCUCGAUGCAGGCGGACACUCGGUGCUUGAAAUGCCUUCGGGGACGGGGAAGACCAUCAGUCUUCUGUCGUUGAUCGUGGCGUACCAGAUGUACUAUCCUGAAAAGAGGAAAUUGAUCUAUUGCUCACGUACAAUGUCCGAGAUCGAAAAGGCUCUAGCGGAACUGAAAGCGCUUAUGAAAUAUCGGUCAGAUGAAUUAGGCUAUGUAGAGGAUUUCCGGGGUAUGGGAUUGACCUCAAGAAAGAAUCUGUGUCUGCAUCCGAGUGUGAAGAGGGAGAAGAGCGGUACGGUGGUGGAUGCUAGGUGUAGAUCUCUAACCGCCGGCUUCGUGAAAGAGAAGAAAGAUAGAGGAGAGGAUGUGCAGGUUUGCAUUUAUCAUGAUAACCUUGACUUACUGGAACCCCACAAUUUGAUUCCUACGGGAGUCUGGACUUUCGAUGGUAUCAUGAAGUAUGGAGAACAGCAUAAACAAUGUCCCUACUUCACUGCUCGACGGAUGAUGUCCUUUUGCAACGUAAUCAUCUAUUCCUACCAUUAUCUCCUCGACCCUAAAAUCGCGGAAAGAGUCUCAAAAGAGCUCUCUAAAGACUGCAUAGUCGUUUUUGACGAAGCACACAACAUCGACAACGUAUGUAUUGAAUCGCUAAGCACUGAUAUCACGGAAGAUUCUCUAAGGAGAGCUACGAGAGGAGCGCAGAAUCUUGAGACGAAGAUUUCGGAGAUGAAGGAGAGUGAUUCGGAAAAAUUGCAAAAUGAGUAUGCGAAGUUGGUGGAAGGGCUUAGGGACCAGGAUGAGGCAAGGGAGGAAGAUGCCUUUAUGUCGAAUCCUGCUCUCCCCGAUGAUCUAUUGAAGGAAGCUGUUCCUGGAAAUAUUAGGAGAGCAGAGCAUUUCGUUGCAUUCUUGAAAAGAUUUAUCGAGUACCUCAAGACUCGAAUGAAGGUCCGACAAGUCAUCUCAGAAACCCCUCCUUCCUUCUUAGCACAUCUCAAAGAAUACACUUUCAUAGAGAAGAAGCCUCUACGAUUCUGUGCUGAAAGACUUACCUCACUCGUCCGAACCCUCGAAUUAACUAAUGUCGAAGAUUAUCAACCUCUUCAGGAGGUAGCUACUUUCGCCACCCUCGUCGCUACUUAUGAAAAAGGAUUCCUUCUCAUCUUAGAACCCUACGAAUCUGACACAGCUGAAGUACCCAAUCCAGUUCUCCACUUCACGUGUCUCGAUGCAGCUAUCGCCAUCAAACCCGUCUUUGAUCGCUUCAGCUCCGUCAUUAUCACCUCAGGAACCAUUUCUCCUUUAGAAAUGUACCCCAAGAUGCUGAACUUCACCACCGUGGUCCAAGAAUCCUACCCCAUGACCCUCGCUCGACGAUCCUUCUUACCCAUGAUCGUAACUCGCGGCUCAGACCAAGUACACAUCUCCUCCGGCUUCCAAGUCCGCAACGAACCGUCCGUCGUGCGAAAUUACGGACACCUCCUCACCGAGUUAUCAAAAGUAACACCCGACGGCAUGGUCGUGUUCUUCCCCUCCUACCUGUACAUGGAAAGUAUCAUUAGCAUGUGGCAAGGCAUGGGCAUCCUAGACGAAGUAUGGAAAUACAAACUAAUCCUCGUCGAAACGCCCGACGCCCAAGAAACUUCCCUCGCGCUGGAAACCUACCGGACAGCCUGCUGCAACGGCCGCGGCGCCAUCCUACUCUGCGUCGCAAGAGGGAAGGUAUCCGAGGGUAUCGAUUUCGACCACCAGUACGGCAGAACCGUGCUUUGUAUCGGCGUCCCGUUCCAGUAUACCGAAUCUCGUAUCCUGAAAGCCCGUCUCGAGUUUUUGAGGGAGACGUAUCGGAUCCGCGAGAAUGAUUUCCUGUCCUUCGAUGCUAUGCGACACGCAGCUCAAUGUCUAGGCCGCGUGCUGCGAGGCAAAGAUGAUUACGGGAUAAUGGUGCUAGCCGACCGACGAUUUUUGAAGAAGAGGAAUCAGCUGCCGAAAUGGAUCAAUCAAGCUAUUUUGGAGAGCGAGGUUAAUCUGAGUACGGAUAUGGCGGUGGGGACUGCGAAGAAAUUUUUGAGGGGCAUGGCUCAGCCGUUUAAGGCGAGUGAUCAGGAGGGGAUUAGUACGUGGAGUUUGAAGGAUUUGGAAGCACAUAAGGAGAAGGCGGAUGAGGAGAUUAUUAGGGCGUUGAGAGAAGCGCAGGAGAAUCCGGAGGGGAAGGAGCAGAUUGGGGAUGGGAUGCAGGUUGACCCGGAUGAUUUUGGGAUUGAUGAGGAUGACGAGGCGGCUAUGAUGGAGAUUGAUGCUUAGAGGAAAACAGACCUUGCAGAGCAUGAUCUGAACAGGGGAGAGGAUAAACAGCAGAAGCGUUACCUACAGAUUGUAAGACUAAGUCCAACAUACCAAAAUUGGAAUGUAUCAUGAAUCAUGCUUCAUUAUCUCUUCUUCAUGAUGUACACUACAU